This is a messenger RNA of Capsicum annuum, 1703 nucleotides long. Its product is annotated as pentatricopeptide repeat-containing protein At1g07740, mitochondrial. Gene Ontology annotation, molecular function: protein binding. NCBI's taxonomy places the organism in Eukaryota, Viridiplantae, Streptophyta, Magnoliopsida, Solanales, Solanaceae. The transcript has a single exon. The coding region runs from base 88 to 1494 and encodes 468 amino acids. The record is from RefSeq and is a predicted model, not a curated record.
GUCAUAUCUUCGUGGAAGUGGCCCAAAAAACAAAACCUUAACAAGGUAUUUACCCAAACUUUCAUAAGCACAUUUUUCCUUCAUUCCAUGAUCAAUUCAAGAAUCAAACAAGCUAUUGUAAAUCCUUCAAAACUAACAAUUCAAAAUCUUGUAGUAUUCACAACCCAAAAUUCUCAAUCCCAAUCAUACCACACUCAUCAUCAUUCUCACAGACCUGAAACUCAAAUCCCGCCUCAUAAACCCACAAGAAACCUUCUCCGCAAACCAAUACCACUCAUUGCGGACCUUAAACAAAUCCAAGACCCGAAUGAGGCUAUUUCACUCUUCCAUGAUUACAACCAAAUGGGGUUCAAACAUGAUUACCCUACGUACUCUUGUCUUCUUUACAAGCUUGCAAAAUCAAGAAACUUCCAAGCUGUUGAAACCCUUCUUGAGUAUCUCAAAAACCACUGCAUUCAUUGUAAAGAAACACUUUUCAUUGGGUUAAUUCAACAUUUUGGGAAAGCAAAGCUAGUUGACAAAGCUAUUGAGCUUUUUCACGAUAUGGGGUCGUUUAAUUGUUCGCGGAGCGUACAUUCUUUUAAUGCAAUUCUGAAUGUUCUUGUUGAUAAUGGGCGUUGUGGAGCUGCGAAUGAGAUGCUAACGGGUUGUUCGAAAAUGGGUAUUCGGUUGAAUUCGGUUUCGUUUAAUAUUAUGAUCAAGAAUUGGCUUGAGGAAGGUGAUUGGGAAAUGGCGCGCCAAGUGUUUGAUGAAAUGCUUGAGAGAGAAAUUGAGCCAACUGUGGUGACUUAUAAUUGUCAAAUUGGGUUUUUGUGUAAAAGCGGGGAUGUUGAAGGCGGUAAAAUAUUGUUUCAAGAUAUGGUUAGAAAGGGGAAGAAGGCGAAUGCGGUUACUUAUGGUUUGUUGAUGGAAGGUUUAUGUUGUUUGGGGAAGUAUAAGGAAGCUAAAAAGUUGAUGUUUGAUAUGGAAUAUCAAGGAUGUAAGGUGAAAAUAGUUAAUUAUGGCGUUUUGAUGACUCAUCUUUUGAAACGAGGCGAAAUUGGUGAGGCGAAUAGUUUACUUGUGGAGAUGAAAAAAAGGCGUAUUAAGCCCGACGUUGUGAUCUAUAACAUGUUAAUCAAUUAUUUUUGUAAGGAAGGUAAAACUGCUGAGGGGUAUAGGAUGUUAAUUGAUAUGCAAAUUGCGGGUUGCUAUCCAAAUGCAGCUACAUAUAGAAUGGUGGUUGAUGGAUUUUGUAAAACAGGAGAAUUUGAGGAAGGUUUGAAGGUCUUGAAUGCGAUGUUGAUGAGUAGGCAUUUCCCGCGUAUGGAAACACUAAGGUGUUUGAUUCUUGGUCUUCUUGAUAAAGGGAAGGUUGACGAUGCUUGCUUUGUUUUGGAGGAGAUGGAGAAGAGAAAGAAAGGGUUCGAUUUUGAUUCAUGGGAAGUCAUCGUCAAGGAUUCUUGCACUAGUGAUAGGAGUGCUACUCAGCUCUUAGAUGACCUUGUAUUUUAGCUAUUGCAUUUAUGUUGGUGAUUUCACCUGAACAACAUCAUAAUUUUGAGGUUUAAUCCUCCACAUAAGUAGUUCUCAUAUAUUUGUGUUUUGGUAUUCCUAUAAUUUGUGUGUAGUAAAAUGUUGAAAUUUGGACAAAAAAAGUCAUUUUUUCUAGUGCAUACAUUUCACAAUUUAAUGUAAAAGGAUUUUUUUUUUUUUUCCACAAA